GCGAAUGUCUUUGUGCCAUAAAUACAUUACAUAUACAAGGAUAUAUGUGGUUUAUAAUGAAACAGUACGGAAUAUAUAUUCAGAUUGUUUUUAUUUCCAUUAACCAAAAGCAACAUGCUUUAUAAAGGGUAUCGGCAGAUAGGAAGUAGAAGUUGACAAUUAUGGCAGGUCACAGACAAAGUCUAGCAUGCGUGCUGAUCUUCACCUUUCACUCUGUCGUAGGUGAUAACUGUUGGAUCGCCCGAACUGGACAGACAGAAUGGUGUAACGGAUACUGUUGUGACACGCCUAACAAAGGAUGGGGUUGCUGCUGUGAUGAAGGCGACGAUGUUCAGACGAUCGUGCUAGGCCUUUUUGCCCUUUUGCUUUUGGCGUUUGGGAUUAUUCUCUGUGUCAUCAAGGUUGUUAUAUGUUACUUAGGGGGAGAUAUAUACGUCCAUGUGCACAGAAAGAUCGAACGGAGCUUAGUGAAAUGGAGAAGGGGAAAUGAUGAACUGCAUUUACGUAAAAUUUCCGAGGAAAAACGAUUGCGUCGUCUCUUCAAAGAAAGAGUUUCUGGCACGUCUGAUGAGGAAUGGCGAAAAAUGGCAAUGUUAUACGGCAUGCAAGAGGAAGGAGACGACGAAAUGGGACACGAACUAUCGUGUUUGUGUUGUAAUAGAUAUCGUGUUUCAUUCGGCAAAGUCUAGGGGUGUUUCAUAUCAAACUGUAUAGGAUGAAGAAAGUAAAGUGAAUGUUUGCCAUUAUUUAAGAGAUAUAUAUUUAUACUCCUAUUUUAACAUGAGAUCAUUAAAAGAUUUUUUUUUGACUUAAAACUUUGUGGGGAUGACCUUUUCAUUAUUUAGGAUACAUCUUGUAUUUACAUGCAUAGAGGU
This is a messenger RNA of Mizuhopecten yessoensis (Yesso scallop), 875 nucleotides long. RefSeq lists its product as uncharacterized. The record is from RefSeq and is a predicted model, not a curated record. The transcript has 4 exons. Lineage: Eukaryota; Metazoa; Mollusca; Bivalvia; Pectinida; Pectinidae. The coding region runs from base 162 to 689 and encodes 175 amino acids.